Diceros bicornis minor is the source of this 2596-nucleotide messenger RNA. RefSeq names its product dihydropyrimidinase like 2 (gene DPYSL2). Gene Ontology annotation, molecular function: hydrolase activity, acting on carbon-nitrogen (but not peptide) bonds, in cyclic amides. Gene Ontology annotation, cellular component: cytosol; cytoplasm. The record is from RefSeq and is a predicted model, not a curated record. The transcript has 14 exons. The coding region runs from base 130 to 2163 and encodes 677 amino acids. Lineage: Eukaryota; Metazoa; Chordata; Mammalia; Perissodactyla; Rhinocerotidae.
UACACCUUGCGGUAGGCGCAGAGCGGUAGCCGCGGCAGCAGCCAGGGGGUUUGUGCACAGGGAGAGGCAGACUUAGGGACCAGCAGACGGACGGACCGACAGAGAGGACCCUCCUCGAGCCCCCGCGCCAUGGCCGAGAGGAAGCAAUCCGGGAAGGCGGCGGAGGACGAAGAGGUCCCUGCCUUUUUUAAAAACCUGGGCUCAGGCAGCCCCAAGCCCCGGCAGAAAUUCUGUGGCAUGUUCUGCCCCGUGGAAGGGUCCUCGGAGAACAAGACCAUCGACUUCGACUCGCUGUCGGUGGGCCGGGGCUCGGGGCAGGUGGUGGCUCAGCAGCGGGACGUCGCCCACCUGGGCCCGGACCCGCAGCCUCCGUACUCCCGGCAGGGCCGGCGCGCCGGCGGGGAGCCAUCUGUUGAAUCGAGCCGGAAGGUGGAGAUCCGGCGGGCCUCGGGCAAGGAAGCCCUGCAGAACAUCAACGACCAGAGUGAUCGUCUUCUGAUCAAAGGAGGUAAAAUUGUUAAUGAUGACCAGUCAUUCUAUGCAGACAUAUACAUGGAAGAUGGGUUGAUCAAGCAAAUAGGAGAAAACCUGAUUGUACCAGGAGGGGUGAAGACCAUUGAAGCCCAUUCCAGGAUGGUGAUCCCCGGAGGGAUUGAUGUCCAUACCCGCUUCCAGAUGCCUGAUCAGGGAAUGACCUCCGCUGAUGACUUCUUUCAAGGCACUAAGGCAGCCCUGGCUGGGGGAACCACCAUGAUCAUUGACCAUGUCGUUCCCGAGCCUGGGACAAGCCUGCUGGCUGCUUUCGACCAGUGGAGGGAAUGGGCCGACAGCAAGUCCUGCUGCGACUACUCUCUGCACGUGGACAUCACUGAGUGGCAUAAGGGCAUCCAAGAGGAGAUGGAGGCCCUGGUGAAGGACCACGGGGUAAAUUCCUUCCUCGUAUACAUGGCUUUCAAAGAUCGUUUCCAGCUAACAGAUUCCCAGAUCUAUGAAGUAUUGAGCGUGAUCCGGGAUAUUGGUGCAAUUGCCCAAGUCCACGCAGAAAAUGGCGACAUCAUUGCAGAGGAACAGCAGAGGAUCCUGGAUCUGGGCAUCACGGGUCCCGAGGGACAUGUGCUGAGCCGGCCUGAGGAGGUUGAGGCGGAAGCUGUGAAUCGUUCAAUCACCAUCGCCAACCAGACCAACUGCCCUCUGUACAUCACCAAGGUGAUGAGCAAGAGCGCGGCCGAAGUCAUCGCCCAGGCCCGGAAAAAGGGAACCGUGGUGUAUGGCGAGCCCAUCACCGCCAGCCUGGGAACUGAUGGCUCCCACUACUGGAGCAAGAACUGGGCCAAGGCUGCUGCUUUCGUCACCUCCCCGCCCCUGAGCCCCGACCCGACCACUCCGGACUUUCUGAACUCCUUGCUGUCCUGUGGAGAUCUCCAGGUCACUGGCAGUGCACAUUGUACUUUCAACACCGCCCAGAAGGCUGUGGGGAAGGACAACUUCACCCUGAUCCCUGAAGGCACCAAUGGCACCGAGGAGCGGAUGUCUGUCAUCUGGGAUAAGGCUGUGGUCACUGGGAAGAUGGACGAGAACCAGUUUGUGGCCGUGACCAGCACCAACGCAGCCAAAGUCUUCAACCUUUACCCCCGGAAAGGCCGCAUUGCUGUGGGAUCCGAUGCUGACCUGGUCAUCUGGGACCCCGACAGCGUUAAAACCAUCUCUGCCAAGACCCACAACAGCUCUCUUGAGUACAACAUCUUCGAGGGCAUGGAGUGCCGUGGCUCUCCACUGGUGGUCAUCAGCCAGGGGAAGAUUGUCCUGGAAGAUGGCACCCUUCAUGUCACCGAAGGCUCUGGGCGCUACAUUCCCCGGAAGCCCUUCCCUGAUUUUGUUUACAAGCGUAUCAAGGCAAGGAGCAGGCUGGCGGAGCUGAGAGGGGUUCCUCGCGGCCUGUAUGACGGACCCGUGUGCGAGGUGUCUGUGACACCCAAGACGGUCACUCCAGCCUCCUCCGCUAAGACCUCUCCUGCCAAGCAGCAGGCCCCGCCUGUCCGGAACCUGCACCAGUCUGGAUUCAGCUUGUCUGGCGCCCAGAUCGACGACAACAUUCCCCGCCGCACCACCCAGCGCAUCGUGGCUCCCCCUGGUGGCCGCGCCAACAUCACCAGCCUGGGCUAGAGUUCCGGCCGCAGUCCGCCUGGGGAUGGGGGAUGGGACACCUGAAGACAUUCUGAGACUUUCUUCCUUCCUUCCUUCCUUUUUUUUUUUUUAAGAGCCUGUGAUAGUUACUGUGGGGCAGCCAGUUCACGGGGGGCUCCCUCUAGGGCCCCGCACUCCGUCCCUCACCUGGAGUCACUGAUUUUGCUCACCCACUUCCCUACACAUCUACGAAUAUCACACCCAAGUCUAUUCACCAACCCCAUACACAGAACUGCAUCCAACACUCAGACAUGCGAACAAAGCAAAUCAUAACGAGGGUGUUUUUCAUCUCUAACCUCUGUUGUACUUGUUGUCCUCUUCCUUUUCAUGGAGGGGAAGAUAAAGUGAAUUGGCCAGAGCUGCCUUUUUCUUUUUAAAUUUUAAAAAGUUUUCUUUGUGCGGCUGGGGAGGG